Ilex paraguariensis (yerba mate) is the source of this 2295-nucleotide messenger RNA. Lineage: Eukaryota; Viridiplantae; Streptophyta; Magnoliopsida; Aquifoliales; Aquifoliaceae. The record is from the annotation of a GenBank genome assembly.
AUAUUCUUGGGGAUAUUGAAGCCAAUCCACAGAACAACCUCAUCCUCUGAAAAAAUCGACAAACUGUUUUUGAGGCAAAGGAGAGCCCCAAGGACCGAGUGCCUGAGCCUUCUCUUUCUCUUUGGUCACUCUUAUCUUCAACAACACAGACCAAGUAGAGCCCAAACCAUGCUGUUUACUUGGUUGUAGACACCUGCACAUUCAUUAACGCUUCAAUGGAGGCAGGAAGGAGCUUGCUUUCUUCAUCUCCACCAUGUCCUCCACGAACCCAUUUAAAAAAUUCUCUCUCUUCUGCUUCUACUUCUUCUUCUUGUUCAGUUUUGAUGGUUCAUGAGCAAGCAGGUUCUGUACUUACCUCCACGGGAACUACUUCUUUACCUCGACAUUUUCCCACCUCAGUUCUUUUGCAAGAGCUGCACGAUGAGAGUAGGCCUUUGCUACACAUAAUGAAGGAGGAUAGAACAUCCCUGGCAACAUUAGAUAGGAGGCGGCUGGAAGAAGGCUUCUCAGCACACGAAGAGAAUGGCGCUGUUGAUACUGAUCAAUACCUGAAGGAUUUUCAGUGCCAGUUGCUUAAAUGGCCCGGUCUAUGGUAUUUAUUGCCAUCCUUACAAACAGGAGGAUCACCGUCUUUAAAUUCAAGUAGCCAGUCUGUUCCAAGUAAACCAAAUAAGCUUAUUGAUGUUGAACCGCACUUUGUGCUUGCCCUUGCUCAAAAAGCUUUGUCAGCCUCAAAAGAAGCGGCUUUGUUAGCUGAGGACUCAAAACUAUUUGAAGCAUCUCGUGAUGAAUCCCUUACUCCUAGCUCGGGCUCUCCUGGGUUGGCUGAUUGCCCAAUUAACGAGGUGAAAACAGUGAGGUCAACACGCCUUCAAGAGAGGCGAUCUAAGAUAAGGGGGGUGCCAAAGCCACUUCUUAUACUUCACGACACAAGCAGAUCUCCAAGAACAGAUAUACAAAGAAAAAUAAGUGAAGGUUUUGAUCCGAGUGACCCUCUCCGCUUAUUCUUGUCUGGUCCAGAAACAAGACAACUUUUGACUGCAAAAGAAGAAUUGGAGCUGAUAGUUCAGAUACAGGACUUAAUGAGACUAGAGGAAGUGAAGAGUAGGCUUCAUUCUCAGUUUAACCGUGAACCGACACUGGUAGAAUGGGCAGAAGCUGUUGGGCUUAGGUGUCAUGUAUUACGGUCACAACUUUACCGUGGAAACAAGAGCCGAAAGAAGCUAAUAUAUGCCAAUUUCCGUAUGGUGGUUCACAUUGCUAAGCAAUAUGGGGGGCGCGGUCUCAGCCUUCAGGAUUUACUGCAGGCAGGAAGUAUGGGUCUUAUGAGGAGUGUCGAAAAAUUCAAGCCCCAAGCAGGUUGCCGAUUUGCUACUUAUGCUUACUGGUGGAUAAGGCAGGCGGUCAGAAAGGCCAUAUAUCAACAUUCUAGGACAAUACGUUUGCCAGACAAUGUAUAUGGACUUCUGCACAAGGUAACCGAAGCAAAGAGACAAUGCAUCCAGGAAGGACAUCAUCAUCCUACAACAGAAGAAAUUGCAGCUCGUGCUGGAAUGACAGUUGAGCAAUUGGAAACUCUGCUAUUUUCUGCAAGAAUGCCUCUUUCAAUACAACAGCCUGUAUGGGCGGACCAAGACACUACUUUACAGGAAAUCACUGCGGACACUACAAUUGAGAUCCCAGAUGUGAGUGUGGCAAAGCAGCUCAUGAGGCAGCAUAUCCGCAACCUUCUUGGCAAUCUGAGUCCCAAAGAGAGGAGAAUAGUCCGGCUGCGAUAUGGAAUUGAAGAUGGCAAACCAAAAUCACUAUCUGAAAUUGGUGUUGUUUUUGGGUUGUCAAAGGAGAGAAUCCGGCAGCUGGAGAGUCGAGCACUGUACAAGCUGAAGCAGUGUCUAGGCAGCCAGGGCCUAGCUGCGUAUGCAAAUUUGCUUGUAUAAACUUCCAUAAUCACUAAAUGCUGUUCAGGGGAAGAGGAAGCAGGUGAUUGUGAACCCCUAUCUCAAGUGCGGAAAAAGAGCAGCUUUCAGGAAUGGGUUCUGAAAAUGAACUCACUUGACUGAGCUUAUCUACCUCUCUCUCUCUCCUCAUUUUAUUGGUUCUGAAUAUCAUUCUGUAAAUUCUGGUUGAAUUCCUACAUUUUCAUUCGUUGUCUUUGUCUUGUAAUUAAAGGCGGUGAUGCUAAAUCUGUAUUUCACUGGAAAUGAUUUUCAGCACAAACAAUCUAUUCAUGGAUGUUCCAAUAUUUGUAGAUGUACCCUCAUUCUGUUUUCUUAAUUAAAAAAUGUCAUUUUGUUG